UUGAGCCGACUGAGGUCCAUAGAAAUUUGACAGCUUCACAGGUGAGACAACCGUCCAGAGGCUGUUUCACUUUACAUUUCAGUUUUUUCCCGGAACACUAUUCACUGUGAGCCUGGGGUUGCCACAGUCAAAAAACAACCUUUCGAAGUCUAAUCACUCCGGCAGCAUGAGCAAAAAGAAAAAGGACUGGAAGACUGAAAAAGAGAGACUGCUCCGUCUAGAACGGGAGGAGAGACGCAAGGAGUAUCGUCGUCAAGAUUUUAUAUCUCUGGACAAGAUUCCAACCUGGAGAGAGGAAAACAGAGUGAAUGACAAUGAGGAAGGGCAGGAGCUGACAGGUGGAGGUGGGCUGAGUGAUAAAGUGGCUCUCUACAAAGGAGAUAUUACUGUCUUGGAGGUGGAUGCCAUAGUCAAUGCUGCAAACUCCAGUCUUCUGGGAGGAGGGGGAGUCGAUGGCUGCAUACACAAAGCGGCAGGGUCCUGUCUGUAUGAUGAGUGCCACUCUCUAAAUGGCUGUGACACCGGCAAAGCCAAGAUCACCUGCGGCUAUGAUCUCCCUGCAAGAUAUGUGAUCCACACCGUGGGCCCAGUGGCCAGAGGUCAUGUGGGCCCUACCGAGACCAAUGACCUCACAUCCUGCUACCAGAACUCCCUCAGGCUGAUGAAGGAGCAUGGCUUGAGCACUGUGGCCUUCCCAUGUAUAUCCACAGGCAUCUAUGGCUUUCCCAAUGAGCCCGCAGCUGACAUUGCUCUGAACACGGUAAAGAGCUGGAUCGAAGAGAAUCCUGAUAAGAUUACUCGGGUCAUUUUCUGCGUCUUCCUGGAGACUGACUUUGCCAUCUACAAGAAGAAAAUGUCUGUCAUUUUUCAAGACAAUGACAUGGAGGUUACAGAGGACCAGCUGAAGGGAGAUAACACACCUCCAUCUACGAAAUCCACAACCAAGGAGGAAAGUGAAGAUAACAACAGAGGUAAAGAGGAAACAGGUGAUGAAGAAGAGGGUGACAAUGAUGCUUGGGGAAAAGAAGAAGACGUGGAGAUGGCAAGUCAAAACCCAGAAGAGAAUUUAGGAGACGAGGAGCCAGAUCAAGAGAAGGCUGCGGAGGACCAAGAGAACCAAGAGAAACAGGAAGAUAUGGACAUCAAUAAUGACAGAGCUGAAGAUAAAGACAUCGACAAAGAUGAAAAUAAAGAGGAAGACAAAGCAAAGGAAGAGCAACCUGCUACAAAGAAAGAAGAAGACGACGACAACGCAGCCAAGUCCACUGCGGAGAUGGAAGAUGCCUCUGAGAUCAACGACACUGGCACCAGCAAUGGAGAGGAGAUGAAAGAUCAUGUCGAGAGCUCAGGAGAACCUGAUUCAAUUCCAACUGACAGCAUUCAGUCCAAAGACACUGUUGAGAAGAAAGAAUGACCAGCUGAGGGACAGGACAAUCAACCUCAUCUGACAGCCAGCAAACUGUGCGAAGGCCAACCACACUGGUGUCAGACUGGCCCAUGUCAGUAUGGGCUCUGACACUGGCCCAGGGCAACCAGUUACUCACAAGAUGCUCACAUUCCCAAUUUUAUUUUGCCUUUUCCUUCUUAGUUAAGAAACUACUCAUCCCUGAAGUAUGUAUGUACUGUAUGUAUAUGUAUGUAUGUACAAAACCUUACUAUAGGACUUGAACAUAUCAAUCAGAAAAGAUGAGCCAUACCUCACUGUGUGUUAGAGUCAUACAUCAUUUAGCCAGCUGGGUGUGAGGAGAUAAACCAGGUUCAAGUCUCUUUGUUUGAUCUAAACCCACUGUGAGAGCAUGGUGAAGCUGUCAGAGGACAACAGCCACAGCUCCUUCAUGUUGACACUCCAGGCUGGGUGAUGCUUAACAUCAACCAUCCUUUUGUUCUUACAACUCAAAUACCACCGCCACAGUCAUGAUGACAUCCAACAGUGGAAUACCUGACGACACCCUGCAUUUGUAAGCCUCUUUGGAGUGCAACACACUGACACCUGCCAUGUCUCCUCACGCGCCACCGCAGCUCGAGCUCCAUUGUUUAGUUAAAUCAGCCAAUACAAUGAUUCAGUAAGGCGAUGUGCCACUCCCAGUCAGUCAUCUAUCUAACAUCACUAAUAAUGUCCCAUGUCUGCCGCUGCUCUAACUGCAGCUUAACUGCUUUUACCAGGAAACUGUUCAUCAGCACCCAUGCACACUAAAGAGGAUGUGUGUCUUUUAACCAAUCAAACCCCCCCCCCUUCCCCCCUCCCCCCUCCCUUUUUCUUUGCCACUUCCAGUGCAUGCCAGAAAAUUGCUUUGAACUUCACCAACAUAAAACAGGAAAAACAGUCCCCUUGGCUUCCGCUUGUCUCCUAUCCAGAUUGUCUAUAAUUGUAUCGAGGGAAUCUGCCUUAUUUCGUAACAAACUUCAAAAUCACAAUCACAGACCUAAGGAGGUGAUCCAAGUAUGAAUUCUUGGUUGUGUAUUGCUUGCUGAUGAUUAGUAAUUUUAGGUACAUCAUGUAAUGGCUAAUACCUGUUGUCAAUGGUUUCUUGUUUUUUUUCCUCGGUUGAUUUUAAAAAUGGUUUUGGUUUAUUUUAAAUGUCGGUAUGAUUCAUGAAUUAUUUUUCAGUGGUGCCAUACUGCAGAUCAGAUGAAUUAAAGUUCUAUGAAAUGAUGCCUUCAUACUUUGAUGUUUGCUUUGCUAAACUAUAACAGAAACAACUAAUAAAGUUUAAGGUGGAAGCCAUGUCUCAGCUUUUAAUGUGGA
This is a messenger RNA of Seriola aureovittata, 2746 nucleotides long. RefSeq names its product mono-ADP ribosylhydrolase 2 (gene macrod2). The transcript has 18 exons. The record is from RefSeq and is a predicted model, not a curated record. Gene Ontology annotation, molecular function: ADP-ribosylglutamate-[protein] hydrolase activity. Bases 167 to 1414 code for a protein of 415 amino acids. Gene Ontology annotation, biological process: purine nucleoside metabolic process; peptidyl-glutamate ADP-deribosylation; DNA damage response. Gene Ontology annotation, cellular component: nucleoplasm. Lineage: Eukaryota; Metazoa; Chordata; Actinopteri; Carangiformes; Carangidae.